Messenger RNA from Fusarium sp. VM40, 1509 nucleotides. The record is from the annotation of a GenBank genome assembly. NCBI's taxonomy places the organism in Eukaryota, Fungi, Ascomycota, Sordariomycetes, Hypocreales, Nectriaceae.
AUGACUUCCACUAUUGCAUCCUGCGCCCUGCGCUCGGCAGGCCGAGUCAGCUUGAGCUCAGGCUCUCGCGUUACCAUGGCUCCUCUGCGAGGCAUGGCCCGCGCAGCUGUUGUGGCGAGGCGAACAUCACGACGAGGAUAUGUUACCGAGACCAAGAGGGAUAAUGCUCAGGUCGAGACGGCUAUCAAGCUAGACAAGUCGGCAUUUUCUGAUAUCCCCCCUCCUGGUGCUCCCUCUAAUGCCAAAGUUAGCCCAAUGGCUGAAGUCUUGAAGCAAGCAGCAGUUAUGGACGAGGGCCAGCGCCCCAUCUACCUUGAUAUGCAGGCUACUACACCCGUUGAUCCCCGAGUCCUCGAUGCAAUGAUGCCCUUCUAUGUCGGCGCCUACGGCAACCCUCACUCGCGGACACAUGCUUAUGGAUGGGAGAGCGAGAAGGCUGUGGAGGAUGCGCGUGAGCAUAUCGCCAAGCUUAUCGGUGCCGACUCCAAGGAGAUCAUCUUUACAAGCGGUGCUACCGAGAGUAACAAUAUGAGCAUCAAGGGUGUUGCUCGCUUCUUUGGCCGAUCUGGCAAGAAGAAGCACAUUAUCACAACACAAACUGAGCACAAGUGUGUGCUUGACAGCUGUCGCCAUCUCCAGGACGAGGGUUUUGAGGUUACCUACCUUCCUGUCCAGAACAACGGUCUCAUCCGAAUGGAAGACCUUGAGGCUGCUAUCAGACCCGAGACUGCUCUUGUCAGUGUUAUGACUGUCAACAAUGAGAUUGGUGUUAUUCAGCCUAUUGAGGAGAUCGGCAAGCUGUGUCGAUCGAAGAAGAUUUUCUUCCACACUGAUGCUGCUCAAGCUGUGGGCAAGAUCCCUCUGGACGUCAACGCCAUGAACAUUGACCUUAUGUCCAUCUCUUCACACAAGAUCUACGGUCCCAAGGGUAUCGGUGCAUGUUACGUCCGAAGACGACCCAGAGUUAGACUCGACCCUCUCAUCACCGGCGGUGGUCAGGAGCGAGGUCUACGAAGUGGAACCCUUGCUCCGUCUUUGGUAGCCGGCUUUGGCGAAGCCUGCCGUAUCGCCAAGCUGGAGAUGUCUUAUGACACGAAGCGUAUCAAGUACCUCUCGGAUCGCCUGCUCAACGGACUUUUGUCUAUGGAGCAUACAACCCAGAACGGUGCCCACGAUUCCUUCUACCCUGGUUGCGUUAAUGUGUCUUUUGCCUACGUUGAGGGAGAGUCGCUUCUGAUGGCCCUUAAGGACAUUGCCCUGUCCUCGGGCAGUGCGUGUACCUCUGCUUCGCUUGAGCCCAGUUACGUUCUACGUGCGCUCGGUAACAGUGAUGAGAGCGCCCACAGCAGCAUUCGAUUCGGCAUCGGCCGCUUUACCACUGAGGCAGAAAUCGAUUACGUCCUCAAGGCGGUACAAGAGCGUGUCACCUUCCUCCGAGAGCUGAGCCCUCUCUGGGAGCUCGUACAGGAGGGUAUCGACCUUAACACCAUUCAGUGGAGCCAGCACUAA